Molecule: messenger RNA, 511 nt
Organism: Perkinsus marinus ATCC 50983
Lineage: Eukaryota; Perkinsozoa; Perkinsida; Perkinsidae
Exons: 1
Source: RefSeq, a predicted model, not a curated record
AUGCCUCCAGAAGACUUCGUGCUACAAAGACUUUAUGAUUAUGAACAGCCUUUACAGAUCUUCACAGACGCGUCGAAGCGAGCUGGUGGGUUUAUCUUCUAUCAGGAUGAGACGAUACUCCUUCAACGAGUAUUCAUCUUCGCUGAGUCUGAGACGAACCUACCUAUAGUUUGCUUGGAAGCUCAUACACUCUACCGUGCGUUUGCUGCUGUUCAUCAAAUUGAACUAGCUGGUCAUCGUCGAUUCCCCGAAGUCCAUUACCAUGUCGAUAAUGUCGCAGUUGAAGCUACUUUCAGGGUUGGUCGGCCGGCGACAUUCUCCAAUAAGGACGCAAAGCCCAUUUUGGCUAAGUACGUGGCAAUGGUGAAUGCCCUGUAUGACCCGUUGGACUUCGGGCGUAUUAUCUUUGUCAAGCGUGUGUCUACCACUGAGAAUCCGGCGGACUGUUUAACUCGUCAUGAUUUAUUAACAAGCUUUGUUCAGUUCGCUAACAGCAAGUCUAUCGACUUAU